Messenger RNA from Ananas comosus (pineapple), 1249 nucleotides. RefSeq names its product probable carboxylesterase Os04g0669500. Gene Ontology annotation, molecular function: carboxylic ester hydrolase activity; palmitoyl-(protein) hydrolase activity. The transcript is spliced from 6 exons. The record is from RefSeq and is a predicted model, not a curated record. Bases 32 to 838 code for a protein of 268 amino acids. Gene Ontology annotation, cellular component: cytoplasm. Gene Ontology annotation, biological process: protein depalmitoylation. NCBI's taxonomy places the organism in Eukaryota, Viridiplantae, Streptophyta, Magnoliopsida, Poales, Bromeliaceae.
UUUUAUUAGAGAAAGAACUGCGCGCAGACCGAUGAGCCUCCGCUCCUGCCCCUCUUCCCUCCUCCUCCCGCGACUGCGACCGUCUUCCCUCGCCGUCCUCGCCUUCACCGUCUUCGCGUCCCCCUUCCUUCUCCUCCCCCGGCGGUCUGCCGUCAAUCCUCCUCCGCCGCCGCCGCCGCCUUCUCCAUCGAUGGCGGCUCGCAGCUUCGUGCUGUGGCUGCACGGGCUGGGCGACUCCGGCCCCGCCAACGAGCCCAUCCGCACCUUCUUCACCUUCCCCGAGUUCAACCUCACCAAGUGGGCCUUCCCCUCCGCCCCCCACGCCCCCGUCUCCUGCAACUAUGGUGCUAUCAUGCCCUCAUGGUUUGACAUUCAUGAGAUUCCUGUGGCCGCUGUAUCUCCAAAAGAUGAAAAGGGUGUUCUCAAAGCUGUUGAAAAUGUGCAUGCGAUGAUAGACAGGGAGGUAGCUGCUGGGAUAAAUCCUGAAAACAUUUUUGUUUGCGGAUUUAGUCAAGGGGGUGCAUUGACCUUAGCGAGUGUUUUGCUUUAUCCAAAAACUUUAGGAGGUGGUGCGGUUUUCAGUGGAUGGGUUCCUUUUAAUUCAUCAAUUAUUGAACGUAUUUCACCUGAAGCAAGAAAGACGCCUAUUUUGUGGUCUCAUGGAAUGGCUGACAGAACUGUAUUAUUUGAAGCUGGGCAAGCUGGACCUCCAUUUUUGCAGCAAGCUGGCAUUAGUUGUGAAUUUAAGGCUUAUCCUGAUCUUGGCCAUUCGAUUACACCCGAGGAACUGCGAUCACUCGAGUCAUGGAUUAAGAGUCGUCUAAAAAGCUCUUCAUGACAUCAGGCAGUUUUUCCUUUCGUGCUCCGUCUUUCCAAUUUCAUUCUCUCCUGGUUUGUCUUUUGACUUGUUAGAAAACCUGCGCACUCGCUAAUUUUUUAAAUGUUAAGAUGUGUGUCUAUGAAAGAUGCUGAAGAAGCUGAAGUGCGGUUGCGCAAUUACCGGACACGAUAUCUUCAUUUAUUCUUAUAUUUCACCUUUUUGUUGAGAUGAAUAUAUUUUCUCCUGUCAUAAUCGCAGUCCGAGGAUUUCCUUGAACUAAUCUUGAAAAUAGUACAUGUUCAUAGGUAUGUCUCCUUUGUUGGCUCAAGGAUUAAUAUGGAUAAUAAUGUGUAGUAUGUUGGCUUUAAGGGUUUGAAGCUAUUCUCUAAAAUUUAUCAGAAGAAUCUAUGGGAGGAUCAAAAUCUUGUU